CAGCUCUCAUUCUGAUGUAAAAUUAAAAAGAAAAAGUGAUGCAAAUGUUAUUUAUAUUACAGUAAUGGACCCAGUACAAUGAAAUAAAUCAAGAAACACCGAUAUGUUAGGCAUGUCAGACAUGAGACGGGUCUUAUUUUGGCCGUAAAAGAGACAGGAGCAGUUCUCAGAAGUCGGAAGCUUGUGCUCAAGAGAGCCAGAGGGGAGAAAAGCGGUGCGUUUUGCUUUUGCUCCUGUCCAUUAAAGUUUCCUGUGGAGCCUAUUUGUUUUAAUAGGUGAAGAAAGUAAGCUGUCAACCUAUGUUACUACACGUAAGCGUGGAGCGAGCCUGCAAAUGGGCGGCAUAGGCGGCAGCUUCUAUAUCAACAUGCUCAAUGGAAGCGACGCGCAAAGUUUGGCCAAAAACGCAGAGACGAGCGGUCACCUUCACCGGAGCAAGGAGCUAGUGGACUACAAAAUGGGCGUCCAAGACGCGAGGCAGUACUAUUCGGACUCGGUUGUAAAUGGCCAGGACAACUUUCCGCUGCCGUACCACGGUGAGCAGGGCGCUGGCGAGCUCGGAGCGCAGGCGGGGAGGUUUUACUCCACGGCGGCGGCAGCGGCGGCUCCGCUUGGUAACUGUACAUUCAGCCGCAGCAGCGCGGUCCCGGCUUACGCAGGGGCUGAUGGGUAUUCACCGGACAGUAAAGACGGCUACCCGGCCAGCGCGGACUCGUACCAUGCGCACUUUCAGCAUGGCUACCCGCGCGCGCCUCUCUAUUCCUUACCUGGCCUACAGGUGUGCGGCAAGACGCAGGUGCUUCUCAACAACUGCCCGCUGUGGACCAAGUUUCACAAGUACCAAACCGAGAUGAUCAUCACCAAACAGGGCAGGAGGAUGUUCCCGUUUCUCAGUUUUAAUAUCAGUGCUCUGGACCCCUCGGCUCACUACAACGUGUACGUGGAUGUGGUUCUGGCUGACCAGCACCACUGGAGGUACCAGGGAGGCAAGUGGGUGCAGUGUGGCAAAGCAGAGGGCAAUAUGCCAGGAAACAGGAUGUAUAUGCAUCCUGACUCUCCUAACACAGGUACUCACUGGAUGAGGCAGGAGGUCUCAUUUGGCAAGCUCAAACUCACCAACAACAAGGGCAGCUCCAACAACAUGGCACAGAUGAUAGUGCUGCAGUCUCUCCACAAGUACCAGCCACGCUUGCAUAUCACGGAGGUGAAGGAGGAUGGAACAGAAGAUCCCUUCCGCAGUUGUAAGCCACUCACCUUCAUCUUCCCCGAGACCCAGUUCAUUGCAGUCACUGCCUACCAGAAUGCAGACAUCACUCAGCUGAAAAUAGACCAUAACCCUUUUGCGAAAGGUUUCCGAGACAAUUAUGACACACUGUAUGCCCCGCCUGACUCGGAUCGUAUCACCCCGUCGCCCACUGAGGGCCAACAGCUCAUGGCAGCCAGCUGCUAUCCCCGCCAGCCUUACCUGCCUGAGCAAUACAUUAGUCCGCUGCAGCACAGCCGCUUCUAUAGCUGCGAGCCUGUAAGCAUGGCACAGGGGUGUCCCAAAGACCCAAAUGGCAGUCACCAUGGGCGCUGGUACCUCCCUGGGCAGCAAGGCACGCCCUCCAAUCUACUGGACUUCAGCUCUUACGAGGGUGACUAUACGGCCAACAGCCUAUACAAGCCUUUUCCUUUACAGACAUCACCCCACCACCCACUGAGCUACUAUCCUGAAAACCCCUUCACUUCUGGGCCAAUAUCAAGUGCUAGCCCUGCCACAUGGAGCACAGCGAGACCUUCGCCACAGUACCUCAGCCACCCCCAUCCUGGGAAAGCCACAUCUAGCCUGAGCUGGUUCUGCCCCAUGUCUUCUCCCGCUAUGUCCUCCUCUCCUCCAGCAGUAAAUUCCCGUCUUCACCCUUCACCAUCACUUCUUGAGUCCUUGAGGCUGCCAGUACCACAGGACAAGUCAAAAGAGGUGGUGGAGGACACGUGGAUGGAAACCCCCUCUGUCAAAUCAGUAGACUCAGUCGACUCCGGUCUUUUUGAGGGUGCAGAGAGCAAGAAAAGACGAGUGUCACCCUAUGCCUCCAGCACUGAGAACUCUCCUCCCAUUCGAAGCAGUGAAGCCUGUGAAAAGGACAAUAACAGCGAUGCAGGCUACUACGGCUUCUACAGUCACUGAGCGCCAUCGUCUCUGAGUUAGUGUAGCACUCCUGCUGUGUCCCACCCACAGAGCUGCACUGCUUUCUGGGACAAAGCUCUGUGGGAGUCGAGACGAAGGACAACAGAGGCCAGUAACAGCUAACGCAGAAUUCUCAAUUAUUUUUUCCUUUAUAGACCUGGUGCUGUUUGCCUUUUUAUCCCUACAGUGUUAUUGCUGGCCUUCUCACGUUUGGUGUGCUGCUUCCCCAUGGGAGCACUGUAUGGGUAAGGUCAGGUGGAGGUGUUCCACUCAACCUGAAGGUCACUGUCAUGGUGAGGACCAGCAAGUCAAGACAAUGUGACUGGGCUGAAACACUGGCCUGGAGAGAUAUAUGCACACACACACACACACACACACACACACAGAGACCUGGAUGAAUUCAGAAACUGUAACUGUUUAACAUUUAAAGAAGUCUGUACACCUGCUGACACUCCCCUCAAGGACCUGUCCAGUCUCCCAGUCCUCUCUCUCUCACACACACACACACACACACACACACACACACACACAUUAGAUGUGAAAUUUUUCCCAAGAAUAUAGCUAUGUAGUUUUGAGUAUGUACUUAUAUUUUAUGAUUCCAAUUCAUUCACAUUUUUACUCCAAAUAAGUCUUUGAGUGCCCAAUGAAAUCAGAUGAUGUAAGUGAUUGCUAAGUGCUAUUAGAGGAAACAAAGUAUAGCUAUCUCCACAGAGAGGUAAGAACGUGUUCGACUCAUCCUAUCAGCUGUCUUCCUGUUAACCUCCCAUUCUCACUACUAAAUCUCCCUAACUAGAUCAUGUGCCAAACAGGCUGGCUCUAAUUUCAUCUUGUUGCAUAUGGCUCAGUGCCACUAUACCGCACAAUAAUGAAGUAAACAUAAAGGUUCUGCUUUAAAUUCAUCUUUGUUGAACUUUGGAUUCAUACAGGAUGAAUUGCCAGUUUCAGAUCAGGUGUUACAGUAUUUACGUGGUCAACACAAACACAGCAAUGUCAGUCUGAUUAGUGUCAAAAGAAUAUCCUUAACCCCAACAUCAGCAAGUCUCACAAAUAGGACAAGGAAGACAACAUGCAGAUAGACAGGGUGGGAAAAUGGACACCUGGAAGGGGCAUUGACUGGACAUCAUAAUCAGACAACAGCUCACACACCACAGACCUCAGUGACACAGAGGAAGAACGAGACCUUAGUCUCACCUUAUCAGGGCCUGCAGACCUCCAAAGGUGAGAAAGACCUUCGACAGCUCAGUGGGCGACAGCCAUAAGAAUGUUAACGCACUGACUGUGGAGGAAAACGCACAAUAUAGGACAUGGUUCACCUUUCAGAAUUUAGACACAUUUCACUGGUCAUCAACUAAUGUGAUUUUUUUCAGUGAACCACAUAAAAUUACUUCCCACAACAACAUAUUUUACUAUAACACAUAACGGUCCAGUACACACAUGAGCAUGCACAUGCAAAGAGGGGUGACAAGAUUAUUAUUAUUUUUUUUUUAUUAUUUAUAUUUUGUUUGAGCAACUCAAAACUGUAAACAAUUAUGUAAUAAGACUGCACUUACUUACUGUGUACAUUGUUAAAAACAGAAAUGCUUAUGAUGUGACUUUUUAUGAAAUUGUUGUUUUAAUUCUCUGUCAGUAUUUUAUAGAGUUUCCCAAAAACCCGUAUAGUGGAAUAUCAAAGCUUCAGUACGUGGUCAGUGACUUUCAAACCAGUGAGUUACCUUAAUGUGGGAGCAGUGUGUGUAUUUCAGUGCUAAACCAAAUUACAUAUUAGCAAUAUAAUGAAGAGGACAAUCACAGUGAGAUAUUGUAUUUCAUAUUGCUACAGGUCGGUUAUAAGCAUAUGGUUUGAUAUUACUCAGGUCAAGUAUGUGCCAAUGAAUAUUCAGCUCAUUUUGUGCAAGUAAUGGAGAUGCUGAAAGUUAAUACUGGUUUAAAAUAACAGGGUGGGUUUUUUUUGUUUUUUUUAAUUGUUUCCUGGUUGUAAGUAGUAAGGUGCAAACAAUUUAUAGGUAUGAGCUUAACUGGAAGUUAUUUUUGGUAAACUGUUUCUAAUUUCAAGUGCAAUUUAAAAAGUGUUCAUAUUAAUUUAAGUUUUUUAUUGAUGAACAAUUCUUGAAUAUGCAUUCAAACCACUGUUUGAAUAUUUUAUGAACACUGAGAAUACAAGUGUACAGUGUUGUUAGGAUAAUUGAUAGGAUAUGUUUUAGGUGACCCCUAGUGGAGUAUCUCCCUCUUCAGAUAUAAUAAUGGCAAUUAUUUAUCAAAGUUACAGAAAAAUUGGUGCUUUUUUUUUUUUUGCACAGAAUGAUAAUAUGACGUAAAAUGAGUAAUUAGGCUCAAGUAAUAAAUCGGUUUUGUUUGAGACAUAAGCUCCCAUCUACUCAUCCCUUAUUUACAUGUUAUACACACACAGCAGAACUAAGUUUACCCUCAGAUAAAUCUAUGUACAUCUUUGCUCAAAUGCACCUUUGAUGAAUAAUGCCACAUAUGUGAGGGAUUUUACCCUCCAGCUGUCCCCUCUCAAGCUUUUUUAUGGACUAGCAGUGCCAUUAUCAGAUAGUCUUUAAGGUAUAUUUAUAUGAUGUUCCACUGAACCAUGAGUUUAACAAUCUUCUGUAUGAAUGAAAAAUAUGCUCUUUAUUUAUACUAAAUUUUCCCCAAUGUCAACUUGAAGCCAAGGUUCAUAAAUAACAGGAAUCCUCCCUAAAUAAUGCAUAAAAACCGUCCAGAGUGAAAUGAUGUAUUUGAAUUGUUCUAAUUGUAAUAAAACAUGUCAUUUUUCAUUA
Messenger RNA from Neoarius graeffei (lesser salmon catfish), 4947 nucleotides. RefSeq names its product T-box transcription factor 21 (gene tbx21). Bases 335 to 2167 code for a protein of 610 amino acids. The transcript has 6 exons. Gene Ontology annotation, molecular function: DNA-binding transcription factor activity, RNA polymerase II-specific; RNA polymerase II cis-regulatory region sequence-specific DNA binding. Gene Ontology annotation, biological process: cell fate specification; regulation of transcription by RNA polymerase II; positive regulation of DNA-templated transcription. The record is from RefSeq and is a predicted model, not a curated record. Gene Ontology annotation, cellular component: nucleus. Lineage: Eukaryota; Metazoa; Chordata; Actinopteri; Siluriformes; Ariidae.